AUGCUAUUCAAACAGCAGGCGUUGCUGAGACAGAAGCUCUUUGUGCUAGGCAGCCUUGCUAUUGGAAGUCUCCUAUAUCUAGUUGCCAGAGUUGGGAGCUUGGAUAGGCUGCAGCCCAUUUGUCCCGUUGAUGGUCGAUUUCGACCCCAUGGCCAAGACGAGAUCCCAUUCCGAGCUCUGCAGUUCAAGCGUGGGCUGCUCCAUGAGUUCCGUAAGGGCAACGCCACUAAAGAGCAAAUCCGGCUUCACAAUUUGGUUCAGCAGCUCCCUAAGGCCAUUAUAAUUGGGGUGAGGAAAGGAGGCACCCGUGCACUGCUUGAGAUGCUGAACCUCCAUCCUGCAGUGGUCAAAGCUUCUCAAGAAAUUCACUUCUUUGAUAACGACGAGAACUAUGCCAAGGGUAUUGAAUGGUACAGGAAAAAAAUGCCUUUUUCUUACCCUCAUCAAAUAACAAUUGAGAAAAGCCCUGCAUAUUUUAUCACAGAGGAAGUACCUGAAAGGAUUUAUAAAAUGAACUCAUCCAUCAAAUUACUGAUCAUUGUCAGGGAACCCACAACAAGAGCUAUUUCUGAUUACACUCAGGUGCUGGAGGGGAAGGAAAGAAAGAAUAAAACCUACUACAAAUUUGAGAAGCUGGCUAUUGAUCCUAAUACCUGCGAAGUGAACACUAAGUAUAAAGCAGUGAGAACCAGCAUCUACACAAAACAUCUGGAGAGAUGGUUAAAAUACUUUCCAAUCGAGCAGUUUCAUAUUGUAGAUGGAGAUCGGCUCAUUACAGAACCACUGCCAGAACUGCAGCUGGUGGAGAAGUUCCUAAAUCUUCCUCCAAGGAUAAGUCAGUACAAUUUAUACUUCAAUGCCACCAGAGGGUUUUACUGCUUGCGAUUUAACAUUGUCUUUAACAAGUGCCUGGCGGGUAGCAAGGGACGCAUUCAUCCAGAGGUGGAUUCCUCUGUCAUUACCAAAUUGCGCAAAUUCUUUCACCCUUUUAAUCAAAAAUUUUACCAGAUCACUGGGAGGACAUUUAACUGGCCCUAA
Molecule: messenger RNA, 1038 nt
Organism: Emys orbicularis (European pond turtle)
Lineage: Eukaryota; Metazoa; Chordata; Testudines; Emydidae
Gene: HS3ST5
Product: heparan sulfate-glucosamine 3-sulfotransferase 5
Exons: 2
Coding region: 1-1038 (345 amino acids)
Molecular function (GO): [heparan sulfate]-glucosamine 3-sulfotransferase activity
Source: RefSeq, a predicted model, not a curated record